AUUUCAUCUGGAUUGCAUUGGUUCUGCAUUCAAUAUAAAAGGAGAAAUGCAAUGCCCCAAUUGUCGGGAAAUUGAGAAUGGCCGAUGGCUUUUUGCGAGUGACUGGGCCCAUGAUGAGGAUCUUUAUGAUCUAAGCGACUCUUGGAUGUCUUUUGGAGUUCACCGGCGUCCAUUCAGUGGAUUACCAAGACGUCCCUUAUCUGUCAAUUCUGCUGCUAGAGCUGGGAGCUCAAUACCAUCUUCAAUGAUACCUCCUUACCCUGGCAGUGUGGCUCGGGCCCGUGAUCGCGUCCAGGCUCUCCAGGCAUACUUUCAGCAACCCACCAAUUCACCACCCGUACGCAUGCCCAUCAUGUCUGGCACGCGGAGAUCUAGCAGUCAUAGGGGCGUGACUCAAGUUGGACCAGUGGCCUCAUCAUCUGAUCAGACUGGUGGCUUCUACUUCUUCCCGCCAGCUUCGUCUGGUCGAAAUUUCCCAGAAGCAGAAAAUCAUCCAAUGUCAAAUCGCUUCCAUGCGUGGGAAAGAGAGCACGUGACUUCAUUCCCGUUGAGCCAAGGCGACAGAGAUCUGGUUUGGGGCCCAUUUCAUCAGGCGGGUGGUGGGUCAGAUACUGCCAUCAGAUCCACCAGCUUUCGCCAGAGAUUCCAAGACGCUGAGGAUGACUGCACGGAGGCCUUAAAUUUAGAUGAUCGUGAAAUCAAAGCCUAUUCACGUCGAUCAACAGCUAGAAAAGAACCUGGAAAACUUAAAGAAUCAAUUGAGGAUGCUGAGUUUGCCCUGAGGCUGGAGCCUCACAACCAGGAGAUCAAAAAGCAGUACGCUGAAACCAAAUCUUUGCAUGACAAGGUAAAAACUUCACCACUCCCAGACGAGAUACUGAAUAAGGCAUCUGGAGCAUUGAGAAGUUCUGUGCAGAAAGUGGGAAAGUCAAAGGCGGAAGUGAACGGACAUGUUGGGGCUGUACAAUCUGUAUCAAGAAGUUCACCGAAAAUGGUAACGGCUGCAAUUCAAGAAGAUCAUAACAAGGACAGUGAUGGACAAGUUCCUGCAAAGACAUCUAUGUUUAUCGAGGAAAUAGAAAACAGAAGUAUGAGAAGUAAAGGACAAGAAGCAAAUGCCUCUUGUGAAGAUGGUGUGCAGAGUUCUGGUUUGGAGAGCUCUAAGGACAGUGAUGGACAAGUUCCUGCAAAGACAUCUAUGUUUAUCGAGGAAAUAGAAAACAGAAGUAUGAGAAGUAAAGGACAAGAAGCAAAUGCCUCUUGUGAAGAUGGUGUGCAGAGUUCUGGUUUGGAGAGCUCUAAGAAAAAUCACAAAAAGCAAGAGCUCAAAGCAUCAGUGCAGGAGCUUGCUGCUCGAGCAGCUUCUCGUGCCAUGGCUGAAGCUGCCAAAAACAUCACCCCACCAAAUUCAGCUUAUCAGUUUGAGGUUUCUUGGCGAGGACUUGCUGGUGAUCAUACUCUACAAGCUCGUUUGUUGAAGGUGACAUCACCAGUUGCAUUACCACAGAUUUUUAAAAAUGCCAUGUCUGCUCCAAUGCUAGUUGACAUUAUUAGGUGUAUUGCCACCCUUUUCACGGAAGAAAUGGAUCUGGCUGUCAAAUAUUUAGAAAACUUAGCCAAGGUGUCUAGAUUUGACACGAUCAUGAUGUGUCUUUCAUCUACAGAUAGAGCUGAUCUCCACAGGAUAUGGGAUGAUGUAUUUUGCAACAAUGCAACUCCAAUGGAGUAUGCGGAGAGGCUUGAUAAACUGCGCUCCAGGUACUGCCGCAAACAAUGAUGUUAUUGGAUACGGGAUUUUGGUAAAAAGAUGUCACAAUCAAUCUGAGUGUUUUGUCUAAUCUGUAUUUCAUUGUAUAUCGGUUAAACAAGAAAUCCUGACACUGCUCUACCAGUUUUGGUCGCUGAACUUUUGAGUGGGACAGCUUUAAACUGUUUGUUGGGAUGUUACAGAAGAUCCUAGUUUGUUUAUUAUAUUUAACUCAUGCAUUUGAUUGUGCUCAAACAAAUAUACCUAUGUGGGAUGUUUAUGGUGGAUUCAUUUGGAGGGAAAAAAGGGAAAAUAAUGUGGUUUGCUUGAGCUUGAUGUAACUGUUUGAUCUCUAGAGGUGCAGCAAUGGUGGUGUUACUCUUUA
Messenger RNA from Camellia sinensis, 2132 nucleotides. NCBI's taxonomy places the organism in Eukaryota, Viridiplantae, Streptophyta, Magnoliopsida, Ericales, Theaceae. The record is from RefSeq and is a predicted model, not a curated record.